Molecule: messenger RNA, 1076 nt
Organism: Schistocerca americana (American grasshopper)
Lineage: Eukaryota; Metazoa; Arthropoda; Insecta; Orthoptera; Acrididae
Product: sorbitol dehydrogenase-like
Exons: 6
Coding region: 1-1053 (350 amino acids)
Biological process (GO): D-sorbitol catabolic process
Molecular function (GO): zinc ion binding; L-iditol 2-dehydrogenase (NAD+) activity
Source: RefSeq, a predicted model, not a curated record
AUGCACAAAUCUCAAAGUGUUCAGAACAGUUCUAUUAUCAGUUUUUUUCUCAUACUUGCAGAGGUGCUGGUGCGAGUACACUGCGUGGGCAUCUGUGGCUCGGAUGUGCACUUCCUGAAGCACGGCCGCAUUGGCAGCUACACACUGGCAGGGCCCAUGGUCCUGGGCCACGAAGCCAGUGGCGUGGUAGUGCGCACCGGUGCCGCUGUCAGCCACCUACAGCCAGGUGAUCGGGUGGCACUGGAGCCUGGAGUACCGUGUCGGCAGUGCACACUGUGCCUCACGGGUCGCUACAACCUCUGCCGUGAUGUGCGCUUCUGUGCUUGCCCACCAACACACGGUGCACUCACAGGUUUCUUCGCACAUGCAGCUGAUUACUGUUACAAGCUACCAAACAAUGUGUCACUGGAAGAAGGUGCCAUGCUGGAACCACUGUCUGUCGCUAUCCACGCAUGUCGCCGAGCAGGUAUCACCUUGGGUUCCUCUGUACUUAUCAUAGGAGCAGGGCCCAUUGGUCUUGUGACCAUGCUCACAGCCAAGGCCAUGGGGGCCACCAACAUACUGAUCACAGAUCUGCUGCCUCACCGACUGGAAAUGGCAAAGAAGAUUGGGGCAACAUCUACACUUCAUAUCCGCUCUGCUGAUAAACAAAAAACUGUUAAAGAAAUAGUCAGUCUCUUAAAAUGUGAGCCACACAUUUCCAUUGAAUGCAGUGGAUCAGAGAAUGGUAUAUGUUUGGCAGUAUUGGCAACAGCGCCAACAGGUGUGGUUAUGCUGGUUGGAAACAGUCCACCAGAAGUAAAAGUGCCUUUGAUAGAAGCCAGCUUGAAGGAAGUUGACAUACGAGGCAUAUUUCGCUAUAGCAAUACGUAUCCAACAGCUCUAUCAAUGGUAGCUUCAGGUGUUGUUGACAUCAAACAGCUUAUAACACAUAAGUACCCUCUCAAAAAAAUUGCUGAAGCAUUUGAAAAAGCUCACACAGGAGAAGACAAUCCAAUUAAAAUUAUGAUAUACUGCUCGGAUAGCAAUGAGAAUUUUACUUCUCAUGAAUAAUGUAAACAUAAUUAAAAAGUGAA